Molecule: messenger RNA, 1275 nt
Organism: Emiliania huxleyi CCMP1516
Lineage: Eukaryota; Haptophyta; Isochrysidales; Noelaerhabdaceae
Exons: 3
Coding region: 1-1275 (424 amino acids)
Molecular function (GO): hydrolase activity
Source: RefSeq, a predicted model, not a curated record
AUGCGGCUCCACAGCCUCUCCGCCUACGCCGAUGCGCUCUGCUCCGAUGGCUCUCCCGCCGGCUACUACUGGCAGCCCGCCGCGGCGGAGAGCGGCGACUGGAUUGUGAUGCUGCUCAGCGGCGGCUGGUGCUGGGACGCGCCGAGCUGCGAGGAGCGUUGCGGCGGGGAGCGGCGCUCCUCGCACCUCUGCUCUUCGCGAGCCUGGCCGGCGGAGCGCGAGGCGACGGGCGUGCUCGCAUCGCCGCACCCUCGGCUCGGUGCCGCCAACAAGAUUCUCGUGCCGUACUGCACCUCGGAUGCACACAUGGGGGACGCCGCCGCGUUUGGCCUCGAGUUCCGCGGCGCCGCGGUCGUGCGGGCGGUGCUGCACGACCUGGUGACCACGCGCGGCCUCGGGCCCGGCGCGCGUCUUCUAUUUGGCGGCGUGUCUGCGGGCGCGAGAGGCGCGAUGGUGCACCUCGACUACGUGCGCGGCAUGCUCCCGCUCCCGCGAGAGGCGCGGCGGCGCGUCGAGGUGCGCGGCCUCAUCGACUCUGCGAUGUGGCUCGACGACCCGCCCCUCCGGCCGUGGGCGUCGACCAGGAAGAGCUUCUUCGGCCUGGCAAACGCGACUGCCAACGUCGCGUCGUUCGCCAACGUCACCCACCUCGGCGAGGAGUGCGCCGAGGAGCACGCCGACGAGCUGUGGAGGUGCCUCUUCGGCGCGUACCGGCUGCUCUCCGUGCGCACGCCCUACCUCGCCGUCGGCUCCCAGUUUGACACCUACCAGCUCGACAACGACUUUGGGGGCUGCGGCCACUGGGGCUGCCGCCCGUCGGGCCCGGAGGAAGAGGCCUUCGCGUGGCGGUUCGCAGACGAGACGGCGGCGCUCGCGCGUAGCCUCGCCGUCGGCGAGCGCUACGUCUACUCGAGCCGCUGCCACCGCCACGCAGACAGCCUCGGCGGUGACUUCUUCUUGCGCGGGUGCGGCGGCGUCUCGAUGCAGGCCGCGCUGCUCCGGCUGCUCGAGGAGCCCGCCACGCUGCCCGGCCUGUGGAUUGACGAGCAGUGCGACCACUUCGACUGCUGCUGCCGCCCGGCCGACCGCACGACCGCCACCGCCGCCGCAGCGAGCCUCGCCGCAAUCGGCCUCUGCGUCGCCGCCUAUGCGCUCCGCGAAGCCAGGCGCCGCGUUGCCAAGGCGGUGUGCCCGAGUGAGGGAGAGGGGGUGCCUGAGGGGACGCCGGCUGUCGGAACCAACGGGACGAGCGGGCCAGCCGUCGAGAGGGUUUAG